Molecule: messenger RNA, 4204 nt
Organism: Mus pahari (shrew mouse)
Lineage: Eukaryota; Metazoa; Chordata; Mammalia; Rodentia; Muridae
Gene: Neurl1
Product: neuralized E3 ubiquitin protein ligase 1
Exons: 6
Coding region: 478-2202 (574 amino acids)
Biological process (GO): negative regulation of Notch signaling pathway; nervous system development
Cellular component (GO): postsynaptic density; plasma membrane
Molecular function (GO): ubiquitin protein ligase activity
Source: RefSeq, a predicted model, not a curated record
UCACCCGCGGGCGGGAGGGCGCCACGCACGUCGCCGCGGCCGUCCCCGCGGGCGGGGACCGAGCCAGCCGAAGAGCCUCGGAGCAGCCGCGCGCCGAGCCCCGACUCUAUGGCCCGCGGGGAGCGCGCCGCCGCUGCGCCGCCCACCCACAGCCGGAAUCCGAGCUCCAGCACCAGGCAGAGCGCAGCGGCUCGCGCCGCGGGCCGGGGCCCAGGGGCCGGGCCGCCCCGGGCGCGGGGCAUGGGAGCCCGGUAGCCGGGUGGUGCGAGGACCCCCACGGCGGGCAGGACCCGCCGAGCGAAGACCGCCAAGCCCGGGGAGAACCGGAGACAGCAAACCGCCCGCCCCCGGCCGCAGCCCCGCCAGGGCCCUCCCCCGGCGGCGCGCACCCGCGCGCGCACACAUUUGCACACCUUUCCUCUGCUCCUGCCCAGCCUCGCCUGGCCCUCGCCGGAGCACCCCCGGGGGGCCGAUGCCAUGGGUAACAACUUCUCCAGUGUCUCCUCUCUGCAGCGAGGAAACCCGAGCCGCGCGUCGCGGGGCCACCCCCAGAACCUCAAAGACUCCAUCGGGGGCUCCUUCCCGGUGCCCUCUCACCGAUGCCAUCACAAGCAGAAGCAUUGCCCGCCUGCGCUGUCAGGUGGGGGGCUCCCGACCACGCCGCUGCUCUUCCACCCCCACACUAAGGGCUCCCAGAUCCUCAUGGACCUCAGCCACAAGGCCGUCAAGAGGCAGGCCAGCUUCUGCAAUGCCAUCACCUUCAGUAACCGCCCGGUGCUCGUCUACGAGCAAGUCAGGCUGAAGAUCACCAAGAAGCAGUGCUGCUGGAGUGGGGCCCUGCGACUUGGCUUCACCAGCAAGGACCCUUCCCGCAUCCACCCUGACUCGCUGCCCAAGUACGCCUGCCCUGACCUGGUGUCUCAGAGUGGCUUCUGGGCCAAAGCGUUGCCUGAGGAGUUUGCCAACGAGGGCAACAUCAUUGCCUUCUGGGUGGACAAGAAGGGCCGCGUCUUCUACCGGAUCAAUGAGUCAGCUGCUAUGCUUUUCUUCAGUGGGGUCCGGACGGUGGACCCUCUCUGGGCCCUGGUGGACGUCUACGGCCUCACGCGGGGUGUCCAGCUGCUAGAAAGCGAGCUGGUGCUGCCCGACUGCCUGCGGCCACGCUCCUUCACCGCGCUGCGGCGGCCGUCGCUGCGGUGCGAGGCGGACGAGGCGCGCCUGUCGGUGAGCCUUUGCGACCUCAACGUGCCGGGAGCCGACGGCGACGACGGCGCACCGCCCGCCGGCUGCCCGAUCCCGCAGAACUCGCUCAACUCUCAGCACAGCCGCGCUCUACCGGCGCAGCUGGACGGCGACCUGCGCUUCCACGCGCUGCGCGCCGGCGCGCACGUCCGCAUCCUGGACGAGCAGACGGUGGCACGCCUGGAGCACGGGCGCGACGAGAGAGCGCUCGUCUUCACCAGCCGGCCGGUGCGCGUGGCCGAGACCAUCUUCAUCAAGGUCACGCGCUCGGGCGGGGGACGAGCGGGCGCGCUGUCCUUCGGUGUCACCACGUGUGAUCCUGGCACGCUGCGGCCCGCCGACCUGCCCUUCAGCCCUGAGGCCCUGGUGGACCGCAAGGAGUUCUGGGCGGUGUGUCGCGUGCCCGGGCCUCUGCACAGCGGCGACAUCCUGGGCCUGGUGGUCAACGCGGAUGGAGAGCUGCACCUGAGUCACAACGGUGCGGCGGCCGGCAUGCAGCUGUGCGUGGACGCCUCGCAGCCCCUCUGGAUGCUCUUCAGCCUUCAUGGCGCCAUCACGCAGGUCCGCAUCCUCGGUUCUACCAUCAUGACUGAACGGGGUGGCCCAUCUCUCCCCUGCUCACCUGCCUCCACUCCAACCUCGCCCAGUGCCCUAGGCAUCCGCCUCUCUGACCCCCUGCUCAGCACCUGUGGUUCUGGGCUCCUAGGUGGCUCUGCUGGUGGGACAGCCCCCAACUCACCUGUGAGCCUGCCCGAGUCCCCAGUGACCCCAGGUCUGGGCCAGUGGAGUGAUGAAUGCACCAUUUGCUAUGAACACGCAGUGGAUACAGUCAUCUACACGUGUGGCCACAUGUGCCUGUGCUACGCCUGUGGCCUGCGCCUCAAGAAGGCCCUGCACGCUUGCUGCCCCAUCUGCCGUCGCCCCAUCAAGGACAUCAUCAAGACCUACCGCAGCUCCUAGCCCACUGCAGAGCCCCACCUGCACGCCCACUUCUGCAGAGGGCAGCCCAGCACCAGCUGAGGGCAAAGCCAACGGGGUCCCUUCCUUCUACAGUUUGCGAACUCUUCCUCCUUUUCCAUUAAACAUGGGAAACCAAGGUCCCUGGAGGUUUGGGCUGAGAGGGGCUCAGGCAGGGAGGUGAGGGCACAAUGAGGGGAGGGGAGAAGGGUACCCCACUAUCUCUCCUCUUUACCCAGAUUUCUGCAUGCCGAGGGGCUGAAGUCGAGUCUCAUGCCAUCCCUCGAGAUCUCAGCAGAUCUCUUAGGUUGUGCAGCCCGGCAGCCCGUGUGGCAUCUUGGAGAAUUAGUGAACAUGUAGCUUCUCCUGGGCAGCUGAGGAGGUGGGCUAUGGACUUCUCCCACCCAGAGCAGCUGUGAACUGCACGCCGUGUCUCUUUCUCCUGACCCCGAGUGGGUACACGGACAGGCUGCAGACUCCCGGUCCCAGGUCCUUGACCUUGGGCCGACCUGCCAUGUUCAGGAUCUCCCGAAUGCCAGGACUUUCACCAAUCAUCUCACUGGUGCCGUUUCCCAGGGUGUCCUUCAGUGUAGGCUGACGCGGGCCUUUCUGUCGUCAGGGUCUCAAAAGAGCAGGUCCACGGCCACACUUAAGGCCUGUCCUCCCUCAUCUCAGUGCCAGCCUUGGCCUGGGCUGAUCCGCCAUCGUGUGCCCAGGAAGGACAGGAACCCUUAGUGGGGUGGGGCUCUCCGGCCUGUGGACAGCCCCUUUCCUUAUUUUAAUUAAUUUAUUUAUUUGGUUUAUGGGUUUUGUUUAUGGGUUAUGUCCCAACCUGGGGUCUCCUGAAAUGCUACUAUUGGGGGGUUGCCAGGUGAAGGGAAGCAAGGAGUAGCCACUGGGAAUCUAUCCCCAACACAAGGCUCAUGGGUAGUCCUACUAACCCCGAGGAAGAAUUCCAGGCUGCAGACCUCCCAAGAGGUGGAUAAGCUUCUCUUGGGUGGGAAGCACCCACAUCCACCUGUGUGCCCUUCCUCCCUGGAUGGGAGCCCCGUUAGUGUGUCCCGUUCCUCCCUGGAUGGGAGCCCCGUUAGUGUGGCUGGUCCCAGGGCAUCCUUCUCUAUAAAGACAUCAGAAGUUCUGGAAAGUUGGGGAAAAUUGUCAACAUGUGGGUCAGGGACCAGAAUGUAGACCCUUGUUAGAGGAGGGAGGAUAGAUCCUGAAAGCCAGCCUCUGGUCCUGCUAAGGGGGUGUCCCUUACUCAUGGGCUGUGGCCCCUGUAGUCCUGCCUGCCUGUUCUGGGUUACUGUGGCAUCUUAGCCUAGACUUUGCUGGCCUUUCAGUCCUUGGCCCUCAUAUGGCUGGUUUUAUAUCCUCAGAGGCGGCUUCUGCCUUGAAAGGCAGGGACUGGGUCUCUGUCCUGGCCACUGGCCAGUCAUGUGGCUCUGGCCACAGCCCUUGCCCCCAAACUCCAGCUUCCCCUGGGUAGAAGUUUGGGGGUGGAACACUUCCUAUGUAGUUCUUGGGAGUUCUUAGGUGUCUCUGAGGAGCAAUGUCCUGGGGAGGCAUUGAGAAUGGAUGCCAGGGUGGGUCUUUGCCUGCACUGGGGAAUCUGGGCCACCCCCAGUCUUGCUUCUCCAGUCACCGGCCCUGGUAGACGCCUUCAGGCUGGAGCUGGUAAGUUGCCCCAUCUAGCUGGGGCUUAUCCUAGAAAUGGAGCAAGGUCCGAGUACAGAGCUGUGUGGCUGGAGUUGGGAAAAGAAGCCAUUGUCUGUUCUGCUAGUUCAGAGGUAGCACUGCCUCCCUUGUGAACUGGGCCACUGUGUUUGUGAAUAAAGGUGAUUUCGUACCAGCCUGAGGGCUGUGCUGCGCCUCUGGAGGUUGGGGGAGGGGGGGAGCCAGUGUUUGAGCACACCUUAGGGUAGACCCCUAAGCCCCGAAGGGCCUGUAACAAAGAAGCUGCCAUAGAGUCAGCCUUCGGAGCGUGGGCUGGGGCUCACACAGUGGG